Molecule: messenger RNA, 2452 nt
Organism: Nipponia nippon (crested ibis)
Lineage: Eukaryota; Metazoa; Chordata; Aves; Pelecaniformes; Threskiornithidae
Gene: DNAAF5
Product: dynein axonemal assembly factor 5
Biological process (GO): outer dynein arm assembly; inner dynein arm assembly; cilium movement
Cellular component (GO): cytoplasm
Molecular function (GO): dynein intermediate chain binding
Source: RefSeq, a predicted model, not a curated record
CUGCCGGCCCUGACCCAGCGCCUCUGCCCGCCGCAGGGCUUCGAGCCCAGCGAGGAGCUGCGCCUCGGCCUCGUCCAGCUGCUGAGCCUCCUGCUGCAGCGCUGCGGGGCCUCCGUGUCCCCCUACCUCACCGAUGUUAUCCGCAUCCUCCAGGCCACCCUCCUCGACCACUAUGCCGAGGUCAGGCGUGAGAGUUGCAGGUGCGCCGUGGCCUGCGCCCAGGCCAUGCCAGAGCACUUCCAUAUGCAGUCAGAAUCUCUGAUAAAACCCUUAAUGCAAACAAUUUCACACCAGCACUACAGAGUUCGUGUUGAUGUAAUUCAGGCUACUGGAGCAGUGAUACAGUUUGGAAAUGGAAAGUCUGUGGAUGACGUUCUGUCUCAUCUGGCGCAGAGAUUAUUUGAUGAGAUUCCGAAGGUUCGGCACGCUGUAACAACUGUCAUUGGAGAAUGGUUGUUGUACCUACGAGAUAGAUAUUCGUAUUUUCACAAGUUGAUCCCUUUGUUACUUGGCAGCUUUACUGAUGAAAUUCCUGAAAAUACGAAACUGGCUUGGACUUAUUGGGAAAAGAUAGGCUUGCAGUGGGAGAAAGAGAAUGAAGAAGACCUGAAGGAUAAGAUGGAUUUUAGUGUUUCGCCAUCACGUUAUCCCAAAGGAGUGACUCGACCAGGACUAGGUUGUCGGGAACUUGUGUCAAGAAACCUCUCCAAAAUCCUUCCAGGUCUCUGUCAUGAUAUAACGGACUGGGUUGAAAGCACAAGAAUAAAAGCAUCCCAGCUUCUGUAUACAUUAUUGCUACAUGCAGAGGAUCACAUAACACAACACAUGGAGCUACUGCUUAGAACUUUGUACCAAGCAUGCUUGGAUGAAGAAAGUGAUGUGGUUAAAAAUUGUGUGAAAGCAGCAGAAUUGAUUGGAACAUUUGUCAGCCCUAAGGUGUCGUUGAGAUUAAUCACAUCAGCCUUUCGAAAGACACCUAAGCCAUCUUGUAUAAUGGUUCUAACUGCAGUGAUUCGAGGUAGCCCAAAAGAAAUCUUACAGCCUCACUUGACCGAUCUUGGCAACACACUGUCACAAGCUGGAGUUUGUCAGCGAUCUGAAGAGGUCUUCUAUAUGGAACAGUUGCUUUAUUGUGUACAAGCAUUGAUUGAAGUAUGCCAGGAAGACUGCAAAGAAAUUAGCUUGCAGCUAAUGAAAGUUUUGGUGACAAUAAUGGCAAUACCGUGUUCUCAGCACCUCAAAGAAAAGGUACAGGAAACAAUGUCUUCAUUAGCUGAAGUGCAGCAAUUGGAGAGUUUUCUUUAUCUCUACAAACAGCAUAUAAUUCAGCUUAUGGAAUGGGUUUCAGUAUCAUGUGAUUGUUGGACAUGCUAUUCUCCAGAAAUAUUACAGUUGGAUGUCAUCGCAACUCAUUCAGGUCCUGUCAUAGGUGAAGCUCUGAAUGACUUUAUUCUUAUUCUUAAGACGUGUCUUCAGCCAAACAAAGAUCCCCAGAUGCGGUUAAAACUUUUCACUGUUCUAUCACAGUUGCUCCAGAAAGCAAGUGAAACCAUCAAUUCUCAGGGGCUGUUCCCUAGCUACCUUGAGACUGUCAUAAAAGACAUACUGGCUCCUAAUCUGCAGUGGCAUGCUGGAAGAACAGCAGCUGCCAUCCGCACUACAGCUGUAUCAUGCCUUUGGGCUCUUAUUCACUGUGAAAUGCUUUCACCAAAAGAGAUUUUAAAAGUCAAAGAUGGGCUAAUGCCCCAAAUUAUUGCCGCCAUGGACGAAGACUCUAAAAUUACUCGACUGAUGGCUUGUCGUAUUGUUGGUGUUUUUUUAAAAGUCUGUGGGAGGCAGUUUGAUGAAGAUAAAUUUACCAACACUUACACAGAAGUUUUAAAGCGUCUGGACGAUGCUUCAUGUGAUGUACGACUGGCAGCUGCUCACACCUUAACUAAUUGGUUUAAAUCCUUGAAGGACAGUGAUGUGAAAUCUGCAAUGGAAAGUCAUAUUGAGUUUCUGUACCAAGAACUGUUGAUACAUCUCGAUGACCCAGAUCAAAAUACCCAAAAUGCAAUCCUAGAAGUUUUAAAAGAAGGAAGCGUUUUAUAUCCAGAACUGCUCGUGAGAGAAAUUGAAGGGGUUGUACAUAAGCAUCAAACGCCAGUCUAUUGUAAUCAACUACUACAUCACAUUCAGUCAGCCAAAGAAUCAGCUUUAUGAAUCAAUGCUGAAAUUCUUUGUAGUGAACUGUAUGUGAAAUCUGUAUGAUCUGGAUUACUUUCAUAUUUUCAUUUGCUUAAGAAAGGCUGAGCAAUAAGUAGAUUGUUUUUUCUUUGUAAGUUCACUAUUAGCUCAUUUAAAAGUCCGAUUGGCACAAUUCUAUGUUCUUUGCCGUUUGAAUAGUUCAUUGUAUUUACUAGCAAUAAAACAAUGUUUUAAUUGACUUUGCAUUGGAAGUUUUUCAGAU